Molecule: messenger RNA, 891 nt
Organism: Anopheles bellator
Lineage: Eukaryota; Metazoa; Arthropoda; Insecta; Diptera; Culicidae
Product: general odorant-binding protein 45-like
Exons: 1
Coding region: 1-891 (296 amino acids)
Biological process (GO): sensory perception of smell
Molecular function (GO): odorant binding
Source: RefSeq, a predicted model, not a curated record
AUGAUCUUCGACCGUUGCUGCUCCUGCUGCUGGUGGUUCCUGGUGGUGUCGCUGACGUUCGUUGCGGCCCUGAACGAGCACAGCAUCGUCGAGAAGAGUGUCAUCCAAGCGCAGCAGGAAUGCGUGGAGUACCUGAAUCUGCCGCGCCACCGACUGUACGAGUAUCUGGGGAGGAACUAUGCGAACGACGCCAAAACUGAGUGCAUGAUCCGGUGCGUCGGACUGAACCUGGACUGGUGGAGCGGCAGUGGGGUCCUGAACGAGCACGUCAUCGCCCAGUACUUCUUCUCGGACGACGGAGACGAGCACUACGCAAGUCGGACGAAGGCCUGCCUCAAGCACCGAGUGACCGCCAACAGCUCCCUGUGCGGCAAGGCGUUCGAAGUGUUCCAGUGCUAUCUGGAGCAGUACGGAGAGUUGCUGAACUGCCCGAAGGUGGUGCCACUGGGCGACGAGCGGUUGACCGAGAGUGUCCACUUCUGUCUCGACACGCUGGAGAUUCCUCUGGCCGAGUUCAGUCAGUCCUGUGGCGUGGAAGGCUUCAAGGGCUCGGAACGAUCCCGGUGUCUGCUGCGCUGUAUCGUGAUCCGCUCCGGCCUCUACACGGAUCAGUACGGGGUCCACUCGGAGCGCUACCAGCUCCAGUUUGCGCGGGAAUUCAACGGAAAGUGGGACGACCUGGAACGGGACGUUUGCGCCACUCGUCUGCGGCGCGAAGGACACGACGAGUGCUCGCUGGCAUCGCACAUCCUGGACGAUUGUUACGACUUUAAGACCACGCUUUUACCCGCUUUAAACCGCACCCUGCUGUUGUUGAAGCCCCUCAUGACCCAACCGGAGCCAACCAAAGGAACUACACUCCGAUCGAGUAAACAAAAUAAACCAACCUAA